AUGGCGUGCGUGUCUGAUCAAGUGUUGUCUGCUACGCCUGCUAUUGCGGAAGAGCUGAGCGAGGUUGAAGCCUCCCCGUCGCGGCUAUCCCCGAACCUUCCCGUCAAGGAAGCUCGCCAGCGCCGCCAGGACUUUCACCAAUGGCUAUCCAGCAAGGCGCGAGCCUCUCAACAUCGCAAGAGCCGGCGCGACACGGGCAGCGAUACCCCCAGCAACGACAAUUCCGGCAAGGACAGUUGCUUCAGUGACAGUCCCAGCAGCAUCAGCAGCAGGAGCAGCCGAACAAGCCGUAGCAGCACAAUGACCACCAGCACCAGCAGCGACGGCUCUGGAAGCUCCGCGGGUCUGUCUGCAGUCACCAGUGAGGCGGAAAUCGAACCUCAGGCGGUCGACGCGGUCGACGUGGGCGACGUGGGCGAGAGUGGCGACAUCCAUGCGACGACGGACGACGAGGACGUGGUGUCGACGGAGCAGCAGCAGGAGGAGAUGGCUCGCCGCUUGGAGCAGCGGCUCAUGUCGGCCGAGAAGAAACGUCUGGAGCGCGAGGGCAGCAAGAGAGAGCAGCAGGUCAAGUCGGCGCAGCUGCGCCGCCAGGUGCGCGCAGCGGCGCAGCAGCGGCUCGAGGCGUGGGUGGCGGGUGUGGCGCAGCAACGCGAGGAGCGCGCGGAGAAGGCGCAGAGUAACCGCGCGGCCAUCCUCACGGCGGGGCAAAAGAAGCGCGCGCAGCACUUGGCGCUCGUUUCCACGCGCACUGCGCAACGCGCCCGUCAGGAACACGUACCGCUUCGCAUUUUCCGCCUCCCUCCCCGUUCUCCCUUCUCUCCCACCAGAAUCGAGCAGGAGCGCGCAGCGCAGCUCCUCCAGGCGCUCUCGGACCGCAUCGCCGCCGCGUCGUCGAAACGCGACGCGCGCCUGUUGGCGGAGCGACAGCGCGCGGCGGCGCAGUGGGAGCAGGCGCGGCAGGUGGCGGCGACCGUGGUGGAGCAGCGGCAGCGCGAGAACCGCGAGCGGCGGGAGCGGCUGGAGCGCAAGGUGGCCAAGGCGCGCGGAAGGCGCGCGGAGAUGCUGCGGCGGAAGGGCGGCGGGCGCAGGAGCGCGCUGUACAACCAGACGCUCUGCCGCCGCGUGCAGUGGCAUCUACUCUCGCGCCGCCUCCUGCGCUGCUGGCGCCAGUUCAAGGGCGCCAACAAGACCACACUCGAGCUCGCGCGCGCCUUUUGCGCUUGCCAAGUCAGCCGCGCGCGCCUCUCCCGCCUGCCCUUCCCCCUCGUGGCCGCGCGCAUCCAGUCCCCCGUGUCCCUCGCCGCCACCGACGCGUUUCUGCAGCGCCUGCACGCGCGCCUGCUCGUGUCCUCCGCCGUCGUUUCCGCCUCCCCCGCCGCGUCCCCCGCCCCGUCCCCCGCCAGCACCCCCUCAUCCUCCCCCGCCGCGUCCCCGCAGAAGCAGCCGGGCGCGGGCAGUCAAACCGCGGGCGCAGCUGGCGUGUGCGAUAUCGACCACCUGUUAGCGCAGGUCGCGCCUCCCCCAAGCAAACCCAAGCCCUCAUCAUCAUCAGCAGCAGGGGCUAGCAGCGCAGUCGCAUCUACCACCGGCGGAACGGCCGCGAGAGGCGGAGAGGUGGCGCGGAAGGGGCGGUAUCCGCCGCGCGUGUUCCUGUGCGCGUACAUGAUCGUGCUGCACCCCGAAGCCGUGCUCUCGUGCCUCACGGGCGAGCGCGAAUCCGCCCUGCGCGUCACUGCUGCCGCCCUCGUGAAGGCGUUUGAAGGACUCGCGCGCUUCCUGCUCACCCGACCCACCCCUUCUUCUGCUGCCACUGCUUCAGCCUCUUCUGCCUCUCCAGCUGCUCCGGCCACAAGUCCCUCCACCGCGACUGCAACUGUGUCGAGUGCGCCUCCUGCCGCGGCUGCUGCCGCUGCUGGUUCUACUUCUGCUGCUGCGGGUGGAAAGAAGGCGGCAGCAGCGAAGCCGUUUUCACAGCACCUGGCGGAGUUUGACGCGGCGUGGGUGGAUUACCUCGAGAGAUUCGUUGCUUGGAAGGCGCGAGACAAGGAGCGCAUGGAGGCGGACAUGGUGAGCAUGGCGUGUCAGAUGCACGCCAGCAUGCUGCGCCGCACCGCACACCUCCCCGACGAGCGCAUAUCGGAGGACCUCCGAGCCAUCCGUGAACAGGUGGCGAAGGACAUUCCCAUGCUGCGCAGCAAGCUGAGGGGGCUGGCGGGGGAAGCAGGGGUGGCGCGCAUGGACGAGGCCCUCGCCCGCACCCAACGAGACUUCCUUGCUGGCACUCUCCCCGGAUCUCCCUCCGCCUCCCCUUCCCCCUCCCCCUCCCCGUCGCCUUCCCCCUCGCCUUCCCCGUCGCCCUCCCCCUCCCCUGCUGUCUCCGCCACUCCUUCCCCCGCCUGCUCCCCGUUCACCCUCUCUCGUGCCUCCCCGGGUGCCUCGUCCCCCACCCUCUUCUCCCUCUCCUCCCCCACCAACCCAAGCCCUCUCUCUGCCACUGCCACUCCCACUGCCACUGCUAAUCCAUCCUCAGCUGCAGCAGCAGCCACCAGCUCUGCUGCUACCGCUGCUCCCUCCAGAGUCCCCAAGGCCCGUCGCUCGCUCUUCCAGUUCUCCUUCCCGCCCAGCAAGCCAGCUCCGGCUGCAGGCUCGGACGACGCAUCCAAGGCUGCAAGGGAGCUGCACCUCAGCCUCUACCGAAGCUCCACCCUCGCGGCGUCCGCUGCUGCCUCUACUGCUGCUGGUGCAGGAGCAGCGGCACAAGGAGGCGGGGACCUGGAGGCGAGGAUGAAGGUGAGCAGUGAGCUGUCACUGGUAGCCUGCUGUGCCGUGUACUUGCUCCAUUCACACGUCACCACUUGCUUUGCUGCUCACCUCACCUUCCCCUCUUGCUUCGGCUCUUUCACCCGAGCACCCCUCCCCCCACUGCCAUCCCCCCUGCGUGCUGCCUCCCUCUCCCCCCGCAAGGCGGCCAUGCACCGCGCCUUCUGGGGCGCCACUCUUGGCUCCUGGCUCACCUCGACUCCCCAUCCACCUUCCAUCGCCUCUUCACAAUCCGCUUCUUACCUGUGCUCCCAUUCCCCUCCCCUUCCCACCUAUCCGCCUCUGCCCACCGCCCCUGCCCACCUCUCCCUACCAGGCCGCCUUGCACUGCGCCUUCUGGGACGCCACACUCGCCUCGCUGCUUGCCUCGACUUCCCUCCCCAUCCCCUCCCCUGGCUCACCUCCCUCUCCUACUCCCCCCCUCCCCCCCACCAGGCCGCCAUGCACCGCGCCUUCUGGGACGCCACACUCGCGUCGCUGCUGGCCUCGCCGCCCGACACGGCAGCAGCGGCGCGCCUGGUGGGCGAGCUGCGGGAGGAGCUGCUGCGCGUUGCCCCGCGCGCCUGGCAUGACGAGGUCACAGCCAACCUUGCUCUGGAUGAGGCUGACCUUGAGAAGAUGCUCACACACGGCACCCCCGACGCCUUCCACAGUCUGCACGCGCUGCUCGCCUAUGCCACGGAUCUCACUCUGCGCCUCGGCGCGCCCUUCCGGGACGACGCCACGCGUGCCGCCUUGGCACGGCUCAACCAGGAGCUGGGCACGCUGGUGGCGACAGGUGGCACGCGCUCAUUGGCAGAUGCGGUGGUGAAAGGGCUCAAGUUUGCCUUUGAGCGCCUGGAGGAGCUCAAGGCGGACAUAGCAGCAGCACGAGCUCGUCUCACGCCCCUCGCCACCACCGCCGCUGCUCUCCAAGCUGCCCUCACCAAACGUUUCGACCUGCCCGUGUACCCCACCCCUGCUGCCCUCACUGCCUCCCCGUCCUCGCCUGCUCUCUCCCUCUCAACCAUCAAGGAAAAACUUCCGCGCACUUUCUCCUGGGUUGCCAGCUCUCUCAGCCAAUCCAUCCCCUCUGCACGAACCGAGCUUCAACCAUACCUUGCCACGUCAGCAUCCACUUCCUCCAGCUCAGCAGCAUCGUCAGCAGCUGCCACUCUCCCUUCUGCAUCCGCCCUCCGCACUGGCCAGCGUGCUUUGGCUUCUGGCACAAGCACAAGCGGCAGUGGGACUGGGUCUAUCGACUGGGCGGCAGCAGCGUGUGUGGUGCGCGUGGGUUUGGUGGAGGUGGUGAUGUCAGCGGAGGGCGCGGAGGGUGGCAUGGUGGCAGAGGUGCUGUGGCUGGACGUGGGGAAGCUGAGGCACGCCCAGAACGGGUUCCAGUGUGUCGUUGUGGUGGCCAUUGGUCUGCUGCUGCUGCGUCAGCUACUGGCAGCACGAGCCAUCCUGCCAUCGCCAGCAGUGGAGGCCGUGGUAGCCGCCACGCGCAUCACCCUCGCCCGCCUCGUCUCCUCCCCCGACGCCUCCCGCCCUGCCCUCGCCUCGGCCCUCGCCGACGCCGUCAUCGCUGCAGCCAACACCAAGACAGCCCCAACAGCAGGAGCUGAUGCUGCCGUUGCCGCUGCCUCCCCAGACAGGGCAGGCAUCGAGGCGCUGGCGUCAAGCCUGCUGCUGCGAGCGCUGAACCCCACCGACGCCAUCUUCCUGCGCGUCCGUGCUUCUGUUGCUGCCGCCCUGCGCGCCCUGCUGCUGCUGCGCCCCGUCAGCCAAUCGCAAGCUCUGCUGGCCGCCCAGGCUGCGCUGAGAAAGGCUGCGGCUGGGGACCUGCUGAGCGGGAGUGAGGAGGGUGAUGGAGGAGAGGGCGUGGGAGUGAUUAAGGUGGUGAGGCUGGUCGAGGAGAUGUCUGAUGUGGUGCUGGCAGUGCAUGAGCCGCUGGUGCGUGUGGCCAUGGCUGAUGCCACUGCGUCAUAG
Molecule: messenger RNA, 4791 nt
Organism: Closterium sp. NIES-65
Lineage: Eukaryota; Viridiplantae; Streptophyta; Zygnematophyceae; Desmidiales; Closteriaceae
Source: the annotation of a GenBank genome assembly